Molecule: messenger RNA, 3110 nt
Organism: Macrobrachium nipponense
Lineage: Eukaryota; Metazoa; Arthropoda; Malacostraca; Decapoda; Palaemonidae
Gene: alc
Product: 5'-AMP-activated protein kinase subunit beta-1-like
Exons: 6
Coding region: 49-918 (289 amino acids)
Biological process (GO): signal transduction
Cellular component (GO): nucleotide-activated protein kinase complex; cytoplasm; nucleus
Molecular function (GO): protein kinase binding
Source: RefSeq, a predicted model, not a curated record
ACUUUAUUGUAUCUUAACAAUAUCAUUUUUUUUCAGUCCCACUGAAUUAUGGGUAACCACACUUCAUCAGGAGAGCGAAGGGACCGACACAAGUCUGGUGAUCCCUAUCACUUGGCAUCUCCAGGAAGAAUUGAUGGACAAGCAUUUACUUUUGACAAGCCCAAGGGACAGAAAUCAUUGCACCAACAGCACUCGGAAGAAGACCAUGAACCCGUCACUAUUAAGCCGUUAAAGCCUAAUUCAGAUGGGAAAGAGAAUGAAGACCCCAUGCCAGCUAGGCCUCGGCCAGUCAUAACACAGGGAAACAAGAAAAUGCUCCCGUUUGUCAUCAAGUGGACUGGAGGUGGUCAGAAAGUAGCCAUUGCUGGUACAUUCAACGAUUGGUUGCAGAUUCCAAUGGUUAAGAGUGAGAAAGACUUCAUAGCCAUCGUUGAUUUGCCCGAGGGUCAUCACGAGUACAAAUUCUAUGUUGAUGGAGAAUGGAAAGUGAGCACUGACGAAGCUUCUUGCGACAACAACAUGGGCACCAAAAACAACAUCAUCACAAUCAAAGACCAAGAUUUUGAGGAGUUCGAGAAUGCUCUUUUGCGUGACCCCAAUGACAAGAAUAAGAUAGAACCUAGCAGAAUAAUCAUUAGAGAUGAAGAAAAGAAAGAUGAUUUUAGUCAAGACAUCCCCGAAUACCAGCAGCUGGAGAAAAUACGAGGGCCUCCAGUUCUGCCACCACAUCUUCUGCAAGUUAUUUUGAAUAAGGAUACUCCAAUUUCAUGUGAGCCAACUCUUCUCCCAGAACCAAAUCACGUUAUGUUGAACCACAUGUACGCUCUUAGUAUUAGAGAUGGAAUGAUGGUUCUGUCCACGUCUCACCGUUAUCGCAAGAAAUGUGUCACAACUCUAAUCUACAGACCCAUUGAAUAGGCCUUGGAUUUAGGAGAUAGAGGCUACCAGCUUAUUGUUACAUGCCACGUCUUUGGAUGACUCGAACCAUUUCUCUUUGGAUGUUAAAACUUUUUUUUUUCUAUUGCUACAAGUCCUUCAUGCCUCGAUGGCUGAUAAGUGAUAUUUAUAUUAUAUAUUGAAUCCUGCAAUUAUGAAAGGCAUGCUUAUGUGUUGAGAAGGGCUACAAAUUUUUUGACAUUGUAACGGCUACAUAUCGUCUCGUAGGGUGUAGGUGCUUCAUAAAAGCCGUUCAUUUUGUCAAGAGUUUGGGAAAAAAAGGUGUUGUCUUAGUUGGUGGUUAUGGAACUAUCAAAGUGGUAGCCUUUAUGUAAGUUGUAGUGCCUUUCUUCUUGGCCUAUUCUUUCAUUCUUACCAAUUAGGUUUUUUUCCACUUACCAUCAGCCUAAUGAUGGAAAACUUUAUAGUGUUUCAAGUUUCUCACUGUCUUUAAAUAUAGCAGAGCUUGCUGUUUAUGUGGAAGUGCAAUCCAAAUGAGUCAUCUGGGACUUACUGAAGUAUUAUCAUAAACUUUUAGAAGUUUGAUCGCACAUUAUUCUUGUGCACAAGGAAAAAUACUGUACUCUAGACCGUUGAAGUGACAGAUAAGGCAUCAUGAGUCUUUGCAUUUUGGGAUUCUUGUUCAAGCAGAAAUGCCUAAGGAUUUGUUCAUAAAUCCAACUUUGUUUGAAGUAUGGUAGCUUACUAUUUCGUUGUGAGUUUUGCUUGCAAUUUUUAUACAUAGUAGUGUAUAGAUUUUUUCAUUGCAUUUUGGUAAUUUCAUUUUAGAUAUAGGUUUUGCUUUGUAGCCUGGAGCUAUCAUUGUGGACGUUUAUUGCGCAAAAUGUUGGUAUUAACGAGGUGGGAGUCCUCAUUUCUUAUGCAGCAACGUUAGUCCCUUACAUCCCAUGAGAGCUAGUUCUUCAUCGCUUGAGGCUUGACAUCCUGAGACUGGCCCUCCCCCCCAUCAACAAAAGUUAUAUAGAAUUUAUAUAAAAUUGCUCAUUCCUUUCUUAAUCCCUCAUGCCAGUGCUGAACAAGAUAUUGUACAUUUACGAUGUAUUAUGGUUGAUGCCUCUAUUGAGAAUGGGGACAUUGCGAUAGUCCUAGAAGUCACUCAGCAUUUUCUACUUGAAUGUCAAGGAAGACUGUAUAUAGGGAAAGGAAGCAUAUGCAUUAUAAAACAAGCAUUUUUAAUACAUGUAUAAUUGUACAGUAGAAUGUACUGGAAAUGUGUGUUUUAUAUGUGUUGUAUACAUGUAAAAUAUAUAUAUACAUAUACACAUAUUAUAUACGCAGUAGAUAAGCAUCAAAAUCAUAUUUGUCCUAUAUGGGCAGUGCCCAUAUGUUGGCAGAGAUUGAGAGCAGGGUGAAGUGAUGAACUCAAUACAAGACAUUGACAUUACUGGAAUACAGUACAUAUAUCAUUUACAUUAAUCUUGAGGUAUGGCUGUAUUAAUAUUAAAACAUAGGAAUACUUGUACAUUUAUACUAUAUACAGUACUUUCAAACAGGAAUUAACUGUACCCUACUUUUAAACUUUAAACCUAACAAAUUCCAGAGGUACAAAAAAUGUUCAACUUAAUCAUUCAGUUUACUACAGCUAUUUAAAAAAGAUGUUUAUAGUGCACAGGGCUUUACUGUACUAUACCCAUAAAAAAGACAAAAUUUAGUUAUACGUAUUACUUUUGUACCCAAUAUAAAUUCUUUAGAAGGGUAACCUUUGUUAGAUGCAUCUAUUUUGAAAGUAGGAGACAUCUGUAAAAGUAAAGUGCUGUACAAUUCUAUUAACAUUUAAUACAUUUCAAAAUAUGAAAAUAGACUUUAACAUGUGUUGAAUACAAGACACAAAUAACCAGACAAAUCUCAUGAAAAGAGUACAGAACACACCAUGAAAUACGAUGUUAAAACCAUCUUCAAAAGUAACCCACGCCAUUGUGGGCUAGAUCAUUUAUUUUUUCAGUUACGUAGGUGUUUUUCAUACUGUGAUUAUUUCCAAAAAAAUGUGCUUGAUUGAAGCUUUUAAUUCAAAUGUUUAGGAUUUUUCUUAAUAUUGUAUGUUUCAUUCUUUUCCUUUGCUGUGUGUGUAUAUAUCUUACACAUAAGCCUAUUAGUGCUAUAUUUCUGUAACAAGCUCUAUGUUGCGGAGAAAAUAAAAGACAUAGACUAUAUCA